GAUCAGCUCAUUAAGUGAAUUAAAAAUGUAACGAGUUUUUCGCAGUUUCCAUAAACUUAUUUGUCGACAGCAUGAACAAACCGUAUUCGCUAUCUGGCUGGUUUAAUUAUGCCAGUUUCUUCGGGGUGAUUCCGCAUUAUAAUUCUGACAAAAGUAUUGUGAUUAAUUCGUUUAAAAGGAAAUUAUUCGUUUCUGCGUUGUGCAUUCUGAUCUUGUGUGGUUAUUGUUACAGCCAAGUCCGAAAAAUUCAGGCUGGUCACACAGUUAACUUUGUGUUUUUAACUGAAUUCUCCUGUGAUUUAAUCAUGACUAUGUUGUGUUUACAAAAUAGUUUAAAAAACACAUUUAUGUUUGAGGCUGAGUGGUCCAGGUUGUACAAUUAUCAGGUUUGUAGUGGGUAUUCAAAGAAAUGUCACUUGUUCAUCUUGGGUCAUGCUAUUUUUUUUCUUACCUUUGGCUUAGAAUUUGUUGGAACCGUAACGACAUUUAGUUUAAAAUUUUACGGACCGUAUGGCUUCUUCGUACUAUUAUACUACCGUGUAUUGUUAACGACCUUACUCCUUCUCAACUUUUUGAAUAAUAUAAUCAAUAGUUACAAGGAAGUGACCAAGACAAUCCUAAUUCCGGCUGGAUUAAUGGAAAUAAGAAGGGCAAGGACGACAUUCGGAAAAUUAAACACAGUCAUGGGAGAUAUUAAUGCGAUAUUUGGAUGGGACAUGUUUUUCCUGUUCCUGUUUUCGGGACUUCAAAUACUAACUUGUUUUUGUUACUCGGCCGAGUAUUUUUUGGAUGGCAAGUACACAAAAAUAAUUCUGGCCGGCAUUUUAAUGACCGUUCUAAUAUGUUUGAUAAGUUUGGCACUGGUAUCACUUUCCUGUCACAAGGUUGUAACCAACGUAAAUGAAAUAUCUUCGGCGUGCUACAAGAUGUUGGAAGAGAACCACUUGGAGACUGACUUACAAAAUGAACUGUUGCUGUUGGCAAACUACGUUAAAAAUGAACUUCCAGAAUUCACAGCAGCUGGAUUUUUUACUAUAAACAGGAGUACUUUAUGUUCGAUGUUUAGUAUCACAAUAACGUACUUUAUUGUUGCCCUGCAAGUUAAUAAUUAUAUAAAAUAAUUGUAUCACAAAAUAUAAAUAAA
This is a messenger RNA of Aethina tumida (small hive beetle), 1144 nucleotides long. RefSeq names its product gustatory receptor 68a-like. NCBI's taxonomy places the organism in Eukaryota, Metazoa, Arthropoda, Insecta, Coleoptera, Nitidulidae. The transcript is spliced from 2 exons. Gene Ontology annotation, biological process: sensory perception of taste. Gene Ontology annotation, cellular component: axon; dendrite; membrane. Bases 72 to 1121 code for a protein of 349 amino acids. The record is from RefSeq and is a predicted model, not a curated record.